ACGGAGGCCGCCCUGACCUGGGACGCCGUCGAGCUGCUGGCCAGAGCGCUGGACAGCCUCUACGGCUCCGGCGGGCCGGGCAGCUUCAACGUCAGCCGGGAGCCGCUGGACUGCGGCACCCAGAGCGCCUGGACGCACGGCGAGACCCUCAUCAACUACCUACUUCAGGUUCAGUUCGAUGGUCUGACGGGACACGUUUCGUUCGACUCGGACGGACUGAGGCGCUCGUUUCAAUUAGACAUCAUCCAGCUCCAGGAGCCCGCACUGGUAAAGAUUGGAUCGUGGUCGCCAAGCGGCAUAGAGACCAUGAACUUCGACCUGGCAGAGAUCAUCAACAGGAAAAAUCAAACCAUCAUCGUUACCACAGUCAUGAAGCCGCCAUACACGAUGCUCAAGCCAUCCUCGGACCAGAAGCACGGCAACGACCGCUACACGGGGAUCUGUGUGGAGCUGAUGGACAGGCUCGCCGAGAUCCACAACUUCAACUACACGCUGAUCGUCAACCCGGAGGGCACCGCCGGGAAGCCGGACAGUGAGGGGCACUGGAACGGCAUGAUCGGAGACCUCCUCAGCGGGAAAGCGCAUCUCGCCAUCGCUGACCUAACCAUUACGGCCACGAGAGGAAAGGCCAUCAACUUCACCACCCAGUGGAUGAGCCUCGGUAUCAGCAUGGUGUACACCAAGCCCUCCAAGCAGCCGCCGUCGCUGUUCUCGUUCCUGGCGCCCUUCUCCAAGGAGGUGUGGGCCUACAUGGGCAUGGCCAUGGUGGGCGUGUCGCUGCUCAUGUUCGUCCUCGCCAGGUUCAGUCCGUUCGAGUGGACGGUGCCGCACCCCUGCCACGCCGACCAAACGACGCUCACCAACAGCUUCGGCAUCCGCAGCAGCUUCUGGUUCAGCUGCGGCUCCGUCAUGCAGCAGGGAUCCGACAUCCUGCCCAAAUUCAGUCCUUACGAGUGGCAGAACCCGCACCCCUGCGACGACGAGCCCGAGGAGCUCGAGAACAUUCUAACCACGCGCAACAGCUUCUGGUUUGCCAUUGGUUCGCUCAUGCAGCAGGGGUCCGAUAUUGCGCCCAAAGCCAUGUCGACCCGCAUGAUUGCCGGCAUCUGGUGGGGUUUCACACUCAUCAUGAUCUCCUCCUACACGGCCAACUUGGCCGCCUUCCUCACCAUCGAGACGCGGUACUCGCCCAUCGAGAGCGUCGGCGACCUGGUGAAGCCGCGCAACAAACACAUCAAGUACGGGCUCUACGAGAAGGGAUCCACGGCCGACUUUUUCAAGCGCUCCAAGGUGGAGCCCUACAUGGAGAUGUGGGAAGUGAUGAACAGCACAGAGGAGUUCCGAGCCAGCGACGAGGACGGCAUCAACAGCGUCAUCAAGGCCAACGGCAAGUUCGCCUACUUCAUGGAGUCGUCGUCGAUCGAGUACUACGUGGCGCGCCGCUGUCAGCUGACCCAGGUCGGCGGCCUCCUUGACAACAAGGGCUACGGCAUCGGCGUCGGACCCCAGUCGCCGAUCCAGGCCUCCGACCUGAGCGUCACCAUCAUCCAGCUGCAGGAGGAGGGCUACCUCUCCAAACUGAAGCACAAGUGGUGGAAGGGAGAAACCGGAGGAGUGAACUGCGACGCCAAGGAGAGCACGGCCACUGCCCCGCUGUCGCUGAAGAACGUGGGCGGCGUGUUCGUGUGUCUGGUGCUGGGUCUCUGUGUGGCCACCUUGGUCAGCAUAGCCGAGUUUGUGCUGGAGGCCUACAAAACCAGCCGGGAAGAACGGGUGCCUCUGCUGACGGAGAUCAGCCGCGAGCUGCAGUUUGUGUUCCAGUUUCGCGGUAACACCAAACCGGUCAAACGGCCCGUCACCAGCUCCGCCGACACGGAACAGGAGGGUUUCAUCCCCUUCAGCACCGACAGCUCGCUGCAGUACGCGCCCACUGGGUACGGGUUCUCGGCGGUCAUGACCUGAGCUGACCAGACGGUCACGGCUGAUCCGAGAUCAUCACAGAGGUCACAACUGACCUGAGGUUACAUUAGCAAUCGCAGUGAGUCUGAGGUCACCGCAGAGGACACAACUAGCCGUGAGGUCACUACAGCGGUCAGUGAAGUCACAACAGAGGUUACAGCUAAUCUGAGGUCACCAGACGUUACAGCUGACCUGAGGUCACCACAGACAGCGGAACGCGUGUUCACAGAGUGCCUUUGGUCACGCAGAUAAUGCGAGACUUUUAGUUUCUGAGGAGCUGAGUACGCCUCGAGGAGACAGUCUGAGGCGAGCGAAAACAAUUUCAUCAUUGCGUGUGAUGAAGGUGUGAUCCGAUAGGGUGUGGUCGUUUUGUAACUCUGGUCACAAUAUGUUUGUGCCUUUUUGCUGCCGCUCGUGAAUGAAGUGAUUUUGAUAAGCCUUUGCGAGUUGGCUGCUGCCCCAAGGACAAAGUGUUGCGGUGCCAGCACAGUGAGGGCUCGGCGUGGGGGCUGAGUGCAGCUGGGAAACCUGUGACGCAGCUUGGUUCUGGAUCAGCGCUCCGCGAUAAAUUAAAAACGCUUGGGCGCGUUUGGUGCGCCAACCUAGUCGUUAUCACUGGAUCGGACAUGUAGGGCUUAGUGAGCGCAAAUAUAACCAGCUUUCUUUCAAAUAUGAAUGCACUAUAAAGUGGCACCACCGUGAGUGAUGGAAGCGUUUGGUUUUGAAUCUCGAUUACUACAUCUGUAUAACUUACCUACCCACUACCCAGAUGUCGUGCUACCGCCAACGCAUGCUUAUGGGUAAAUCGUGAGAUGGUAGAUAUUUUUACUGAAGCGUCGCAAGUUUUGUGUUGCGCUUUGGGGCCUGAUUCAGUUUCCCGAUGGGCGGAGUUUGAGUUUGAGCAGUGUGGUAGUUGUACAGGGUGUCCGGAAAGUCCUGGCGCUUUUCAACAUUUUUAAAAUAAAAAUGCCUUUGGUCCAUAGAUACUCAACAAUAGAACCAAACAAUGACCAGGAACACCAAGCCACAUGCUUCUGCUAAGUGCCCAUUCAUUGUAACCACCGUCUGUGCCGACGACGGCCUCGACGCAAGGGCGGAAACGCCUGCGGGUUUUGACGACGCAGGACAUUUCCUCUCCUCACAUGCUGUCAUGAUGCGAGUCUUCAGCGACUCCAGGCUGGGAUGAGAGGUGGCCUAGAGCUUAUUCUGCAAAACGCGUAGCAUGCCUUAGUCGAACGGGUUAAUGCUGGGAUAAUAAGGUGGCCUAAUCUCAUUUCACCACGGUGAUCUGGUCCGCCAAGCUCCUCUUUCAGUUUGGUUUGGACGGCAGCGGCGUUGUUGGAGCUGUUAAAGUGCGAAAUGACCCUUAGGGCAAGUCACCUUGAUUGUCGUGUCCAGGAACCCCUCGUGGACCAGCCUGUCAGUCAUUUAUUUGACCUUGACGAAGAUGAUGUUACAUUUGUGUCCACCAGACCCCAGAUUUUCUUCGAUUGCCGCUGAAAUGCUGCUUCAGUCUCAACAGCUUUGACAUACCGUGGUCGUAACUGAGUGAGAAUAUUUUCUAAGAAAUUUCCGGUCCGGAAUGCACCUUUGCCUGCUCAACCGUUCGCCGGGAAACGCCGCAUCGCGCUGCAACUCGCGCCUCGUUCAAGCCGUACCGGGCCCCCGCGCGCGGGCUCUCAGCGACGAGCGCAUCUUCGCACAUAUACCUAGCACUGAAAACGGUUUCAAGGUCAUAAUUACGCGACCCCUAGCUGAGCGGUGAACGAGGGGUUAUAUCUGCGGUGAUUGGUUGAAAGUCCAAUAAUUACAGCGCGCGUUAGACGACGUCCAAAAGAAGCGCCAGAACUUUCCGGACACCCUGUAUUGCAGGAUGUCGCAUUGCGACGGGGCGUCCAUUUUUAUAUGUAUCAGCGCUGUGUGAGAACUCGUGCUGCACUACAGUAGCAUAGCAAUAGCAUCUGCAUAUGGUAGACAGGCAGCGAGUCUUGUAAUUUUUAUCAUACUCGUACAUAUUUCGUCGCCAUCUUGCAGUGAAUGUUGAGAUGUUGCUUAGCUCCCGCUGCACCACUCAAUGUUUUGUGCAAAUUAUGUAAACAUCAAUAAACCAGACUGUUAUAAAAAGA
This is a messenger RNA of Amphibalanus amphitrite, 4085 nucleotides long. Its product is annotated as glutamate receptor ionotropic, kainate 2-like. The transcript is spliced from 13 exons. Gene Ontology annotation, cellular component: plasma membrane; postsynaptic membrane. The record is from RefSeq and is a predicted model, not a curated record. Lineage: Eukaryota; Metazoa; Arthropoda; Thecostraca; Balanomorpha; Balanidae. Gene Ontology annotation, biological process: modulation of chemical synaptic transmission; synaptic transmission, glutamatergic. Gene Ontology annotation, molecular function: transmitter-gated monoatomic ion channel activity involved in regulation of postsynaptic membrane potential; glutamate-gated receptor activity. The annotation marks the transcript as partial.